This is a messenger RNA of Cetraspora pellucida, 682 nucleotides long. The record is from the annotation of a GenBank genome assembly. NCBI's taxonomy places the organism in Eukaryota, Fungi, Glomeromycota, Glomeromycetes, Diversisporales, Gigasporaceae.
AUGUUUCGUCUUUUCAUAUUUGCAACUUUCUUCACCUUUUUAAUUCUUGGGUCUACUUUUGCUCAGGUUUAUAAUAUACAAUGUCAAAACGAAAUCACAAGAGGUGAUGUCCUAAAAAUAACCUGGGAUCUGGUACAUCCACCCCCAACUGACAAUGGUGGUUAUUACAUUUAUCUCGUACAUGCUGAUCAACCUAAAAAUAGUACUAGUCUCGGUUAUAUAAUGUUCAGUAAUGUAGGGCAUUAUGAAUGGGCUGUAAACGUACAACCUGGCCUUUAUUAUAUUAGUAUGAAUGACCUAGAGUCCAAUACUUUUAUUGUUUACCAAAACCCAAGUGAUUAUAAAAAAAUCCCUUCUGGUGGUCGUUUAUAUAUGUGUAUGGAUAUUGGCCCUGCAUCUGAUGAUGAUAGCUAUAAUCCUGAUGAUGAUGGUAAUAAUUCCAAUGAUGAUGGUUAUAAUUCCAAUGAUGAUGGUAAUAAUUCCAAUGAUGAUGGUUAUAAUUCCAAUGAUGAUGGUAAUAAUUCCAAUGAUGAUGGUUAUAAUUCCAAUGAUGAUGGUAAUAAUUCCAAUGAUGAUGGUUAUAAUUCCAAUGAUGAUGGUAAUAAUUCCAAUGAUGAUGGUUAUAAUUCCAAUGAUGAUGGUAAUAAUUCCAAUGAUGAUGGUUAUAAUUCCAAUGAUGAUG